AUUUCUGUAAGCGCGGCUCUUCAGCCUCAGUGAAGUGGAGAGAGGGGACGACAGCUGGCAUAGGCAGUCCACUCGGUCCAGCUGUGGCUCUGGAGAGAGAGAGAUGGAGAAAGAGAGAGAGAGAGGGGGAUGGAAAGAGGACUUCGGCUCUAAUGAAGAAAUGAACGUCAUCGACACCAUUACAUCUACCUCCAGCCGCAGCCCAAGAUGCCAGGGGGAUAAAUCCCACCGCUGAAUCCAGGAGAGCCUGGAAUAUGUGAACAUGGCCUUCAUAAGAAGCUUCAGUACCCAACAGCCCUUCGCCGAUCCUCUCCUCGCGGCACAAACGCAGACGAAGCCAGGCAAGGAACGAACUCACCGUUGCUUUGAGUGCGGGAAGAGUUUUACCCGGCAGAGCACUCUACAACGACACCAGCUCAUCCACACGGGGGAGAAGCCGUUCUACUGCUCCCAGUGCGGGAUGAGCUUUAACGUCCAGAGUAACCUCCAAACGCACCAGCGCAUCCACACCGGAGAGAAGCCGUACUGCUGCGCCGAGUGCGGGAAGAGCUUUACUCGCCAGAACGUUCUCCAGAGACACCAGCGCACUCACACGGGAGAGAAGCCGUAUCACUGUUCGGAGUGUGGAAGGAGUUUCAAUCAGCACAGUCAUCUCCAGCUACACCAGCGCAUUCACACAGGCGUGAAGCCGUACGACUGCUCGGAGUGCGGGAUCAGUUUCACUAGACUGAGUCACCUCCAGAGACACCAGCGCAUUCACACAGGGGAGAAGCCUUAUUACUGCUCGGAGUGCGGGAAGAGCUUCAGACAUUCACAUACUUUAAAGAUACAUAAGAAAGUAGGAAGCAUGGAGAAAACUCAGCACUGCUCAGAGUGUGGGAGGAGUUUUACUGCAAAGAGUGACCUCCAACAACACCAACGCAUUCACACCAGAGAGAGGCUGCAUCGCUGCUCGGAGUGUGGGAGGAGUUUUGCUCUGAAGAUCACUCUUAAACGACACCAGCGCAUCCACACAGGAGAGAGGUUGCGGGACUGCUCGGAGUGCGGGAAGAUUUUCACCACGGAGAACAACCUCAAGCAGCACCAGCGCGUUCACACCGGAGAGAGGCCGUAUUAUUGCUCAGAGUGCGGGACGAGUUUUACGACUGAGAACAACCUGAAGCGACACCAGCGCAUUCACACGAGAGAGAGGCCGUACGACUGCGUGGAGUGCGGCAGGAGUUUUGCUCAGCAGGUUCACCUCCAGCGACACCAGCUCGUCCACACAGGAGAGAAACCGUAUCAGUGUUCGGAGUGCGGGAUGAACUUCACUAGAAAAUGUCAUCUCCGACGGCACCAGCGCAUUCACACCGGAGAGAAGCUGUAUUGCUGUUCAGAGUGCGGCAAGAGUUUCACUCAACAGAGCACUCUCCAAAACCACUCGCGCAUCCACACAGGAGUGAAGCCGUAUUACUGCUCAGAGUGCGGGGAGAGUUUUACUCGACACAGUUACCUCCGACAGCACCAGCUCGUUCACACAGGAGAGAGGCCUUGUGGCCAUUCGGAGUGUGAGGAGAGCUGUACUUUAAAGAAUAAUCUCCGGGAACGCCGGCACAUUCAUGCUCGAGAGAAGCCGUAUCACUGCUCAGAGUGUGGAAAGACAUUUACUAGACAUUAUACUCUCCAGAGACACCAGAACGUUCACACGGGACAGACAUAAUUACUGCUCAGAGUGUGACAAGUCAAGUCAGAGUUUAUUUAUAUAGCGCUUUUUACAACAGGCCUUGCCACAAAGCGUCUUGGAUGCUGGAUCGGCCUCUUGACCAGUUCAUGUAAUAGGCAGUUCGUGGUUUCGAUGGGAAAUCAUUCAACAAAAAGAUCUGGCAUUUCUUGCGGCGUGCCUCAAGGUUCAGUUUUAAGGCCUUUGCUUUCCUCCUCUAGGUGACGUCAUUAGGAAACAUAAUACAAAUUUUUCAUAGCUGUGCUGACGACACCCCCUUAAACAUUUCCAUUCCGUCUGGUGAUCAAGACUCUGUAGACAGACUGACCAGCUGGGUGUCUGAUAUUUCUCAGUGGAUGUCACAAAACUUUCUGCAGAAAGAACUUUCUACGAAAAAACGGAAAUAUUGAUUAUUGCUACAGAAACUCAGAGAAAUCUGCUUAAUGAGAAACCUCGCUCUUUAGCUUCCUAUACCAAACCUGAAACCUGGGUGUGAUGUUAGACUCUUAGCUCUGUUUUAUCUGCAUGUAAACAAAGUCACUAAAGUGGCUUUUUAUCAUUUGAGAAAUUUCAAUAAAGUUCAGCCUUUUCUCUCUCAGAGCG
Messenger RNA from Pygocentrus nattereri (red-bellied piranha), 2302 nucleotides. Its product is annotated as gastrula zinc finger protein XlCGF26.1-like. Gene Ontology annotation, molecular function: DNA-binding transcription factor activity, RNA polymerase II-specific; RNA polymerase II cis-regulatory region sequence-specific DNA binding. The record is from RefSeq and is a predicted model, not a curated record. Gene Ontology annotation, biological process: regulation of transcription by RNA polymerase II. NCBI's taxonomy places the organism in Eukaryota, Metazoa, Chordata, Actinopteri, Characiformes, Serrasalmidae. Bases 263 to 1699 code for a protein of 478 amino acids. The transcript is spliced from 3 exons.